Hemisphaericaspora subhashii is the source of this 552-nucleotide messenger RNA. It is a transcript of the gene MED10, whose product is annotated as mediator complex subunit. Gene Ontology annotation, biological process: regulation of transcription by RNA polymerase II. Bases 1 to 552 code for a protein of 183 amino acids. Gene Ontology annotation, cellular component: mediator complex. Gene Ontology annotation, molecular function: transcription coregulator activity. The transcript has a single exon. The record is from RefSeq and is a predicted model, not a curated record. Lineage: Eukaryota; Fungi; Ascomycota; Pichiomycetes; Serinales; Debaryomycetaceae.
AUGAGCAUACAACCAAACAAACCUGCCCAGGGCAUAAUCCAUAUAAAACCAUUAUUAAUCCAUCAAACACAAAUGACAACCGCAAGUCUAGAUCCAAGCAAACAAGACAAUGAACCUUUAAUAGCAACCGCAGAACAACUUCUGUCCCUAAUGGAAUCAUUUAUAGAACUAGGAGUAUUAGUUCAUGACAAUCAAGGUACACAACAAUCACAUACAGCAUUAAUCCACAAGACAAAUCAAGUAGUAAGUCAACUAUCUGGCUUAACUUCAAGUCCAUAUACAAAUCAGUAUCCAAUUCCAAUUGAUGUGAUAUCAUAUAUUGAAGAUGGAAGAAAUCCGGAUAUUUAUACUCGUGAAUUUAUAGAAGUUACGGCAAAGAGUAAUGCUAGAUUAAAGGGGAAGAUGCAGGGAUUUGGAAGAUUGAGAGAUGUGUUGGGUGAGAAGUUGGGAAAGGAGUUUCCGAGAUUGGUUGAUAGCAUAAAUGAUAUAAAGAAACGGACUGAUCCUCCUAAUGGGGUUAAUAUUGAUGUCGAUGAAGAGAUGAAGGAUUAG